Molecule: messenger RNA, 1029 nt
Organism: Bufo gargarizans (Asiatic toad)
Lineage: Eukaryota; Metazoa; Chordata; Amphibia; Anura; Bufonidae
Exons: 5
Coding region: 85-948 (287 amino acids)
Source: RefSeq, a predicted model, not a curated record
CUGCUCUCCCAUUUUAGGAGGGAACUAGUCUCUGUGGGUUUUCAAUAGACACCAGUUACCAGAUCACCCCCGGGGCCUCCCUGGAUGCUCACAUACAAGAAAGACAGAAGUGGGCUAGUCCUGUUUCCUACCAAGGGAGGCGGUGCGGGAAUCGAUAGAAGAAUUGGAAAGAGACAAGACAAGGUACCGGAAUUGCCAGAAAGUCCAGUAACCAGACUGAAGUCAGAGAUUAGUAAAGCAGCGAAAAAAAUGCAGAGUAUUCAAUUUCACCCACCAGUACACCCCAAAACCUGCUGGAGCCAGAGAAAGAUAAAACAUUAUCUGGAUGUUUAUUCAAGUAAAACUGUCCAACUUUACCAAGUCUGGACUCGACUUAUUCUGCUUCAGCUACAGCUACUUUUAAUGCUGCGGAGCCUAACCCUGGGGAGCAACGGUAUCCAGCGGAUAUUGGGGCGGGGAUACGACCGCACCCGGUCCCACGCCGAGAAGCAGCGGAUUGUGCGGGAGCUGGCAUUUGAGAUCUGGCGCAAAAUGGGUCUCAAACACCGACUUCUGGCCAUCAUAAAAAAAUGGUCAAACAUGAAGCGCAGGGGGGAAACGCCAGUGUCUGGCAUGUUACCGGGACUAGCGUGGAGUGCAGGUAUAGCGUGGAGAUCCUCAUACAAAGAAGUUCCUAUUCCCUCCAUUCGAAGAAGGCGAUCGGCGGAGGCCGUGGAGGUGGUUGAGGAGGAAGAGGAGGAGGAGGAGGCCGGACCCUCCCAGCCUAUUGAGCCACCCCCACUAGUUGUGGGAGAAGUGAAAGAGGUGGAGGUGGAAAGUGCUGUACCCUCCAGCACUGCCCCAUCUCAGGACUCGGAGGAAAAGGGAGGCGAUCACCAGCCCCCGCCAGCAGGUACUGAAGACAUUGAAGGCCAAAGUUGCAAAAAUGCAGAAGGAGCACCGCCAUGAUAUGCGGGCCAUUCAGGAGUGGAUGAAGGCCAUGGAGGAGAGGCACUGCCAGGAGAUGCUCCUGCUAUUGGAAAAGUUGCC